This is a messenger RNA of Hyla sarda, 704 nucleotides long. RefSeq lists its product as uncharacterized. NCBI's taxonomy places the organism in Eukaryota, Metazoa, Chordata, Amphibia, Anura, Hylidae. The coding region runs from base 16 to 642 and encodes 208 amino acids. The transcript is spliced from 4 exons. The record is from RefSeq and is a predicted model, not a curated record.
UCAUCCGAUAGCUCUAUGAGUCCAGAUAGGAGGUCACACCGACGUGGGUCUCGGCGGGGGAUUUCAAGAUCCUCCCGUCGUUUGACCUGCGGUGCUACACGCUCACACGAUGUCCCCAUUGCUGUUACGCCAUUGGAUCCAACGGGGCCGGCGGCCCCGCAUGUGAUUCCGGUUCCUGCCCCGGCAGUUGGAAUUCCGAGAGUUGUGUCCGGAUGCGGCAUUGGAGGGCCGGCAAUGCCCCUCUUUCCUUUGGGAGGUGGUGAGCAGAGAUUGAUGCCAUUGGUGUCCUCGUCAGUUACCCCGGCUACUUGGUCUGGACAUGGUUCUCGUUCUCCUGUUGUGGUUUUUCUGGGUCAUUCUUUCAUCUUUCGGGCUGGACAGAGAGCUGCUUGCAGGCCAGGGGGACAGUCCCUUGGUUUUCACAAUGAUGUUCAAUGGAGAGGAAUCGGUGGACUCAAGUGGCUUCGGGUGCUGGUGGAGGCGGCUAAGUCACAGCGUGGCGGAGGAGAAAUUUGGAGGAGAUUUUCCUGGAGAGUAGAGUGUGAUGCCCGUCGAAGAGGGCGGCCGGCUGACCGCUUACCUCUGAGAGUGUUCAAUCAGAAGUUCGGAUAUAAAUGGUUUAUUUUAAUGGUUAUUAAAUAAACGCUGUGGCCGACCCCCAGUUGUCCAGCAAAAGUUAGAAGUGGUCAGUGUUUUUUAUUAUA